AUGUGCAGGGCAGAGCGCAGCACUGCCAAAACUGCUGUGCCAAAAGAACUGGCUGAAUCCGGCAGAUACGAGCGGAACGAAGAAGGUAAGGACCAAGGAGGCAAUUCCAAGAGAAUGAAGUCACUUCGGAAGGCGGCCAGCCAAGCGACAGUGAAAACCAGGGAGCUGUUGCCACUCGGAGACCUGGAUGCUUUGGGCCACUCUGAGGAGGCAGUAGAAGCUACCAAGUCCCAGAGUAAAACUGCCCAAAACCAAAAAACAAAAAGUAGUCCUAGUGACACCAGUGGCCAAGCCCCUGCGGAGACUGAGGCUCACGGCGAGCCCUCGAGGACCUCAGAGAAUGGGUCCGUGCCGCCCCCGAAGGCACCCGGGAAGCGCGGGCGGAAGCCCAAGACAGAGAUGCUGCUGCUGAAACUGUCUCAGGACCUGGAGUGCCCGACCCCGGAGCCUAUCUGUGUGCAGAAGAUGCUGGGGAGCAGCGGGGCGGCGGAAGGCCUGGAGACCCCCCCCAGCGGGCGCCCCAAGAGGCGAGCGGCCAAAGUGGCUUUGCUGUACCUGCAGGAGCUGGCAGAGGAGCUGACAUCAGUGUACCAGCCUCCGGCUCCCACCGAGGGUGCCCAGGAGCCGGAAUCGGAGCUUGAGCAUAUCCAGAAAAAGCGUCGGAGCCGGCGGAGGAAGGAGGAGGAAACAGAUAGUGAUGAUCCUGCACGAGAUGCUGACUUUGUGCCCUCGAAGGAGGUGUUGCUGCAGGCAGAGGAGGAGGAGGGGAGCGACGCGCCACUCAGCGAGGUGUCAGAGCCAGAGAUGGAGGCCCUCCGAGGACACGGUGUGAAGAUGUCGUCUGCAGGGGCAGGGCCGGGAAGCGGGGCUGCUGCUGAUGUCUGGCGCAUCCGCUGCAGGCGGGAUCAGAAGUACUCGCAGUGGGAGUUUCCCGACUGGAUCCCUUUGGCCCACAAGUGGACGUGUCUCUCUGAAAGCGAAGCUGCCCCGUACCUGCCAACAGAGGAGAAGUCUCCCCUCUUCUCCAUCCAGCGGGAGGGCAUCGAAGACGACGGUGUCUUGUACAGGGUGAACAGGUUCAACCCCCUUCAGCCCCACGAGGAGCGCCUGGAUGUGUCCUUCUUCGGGGAUGGGUCCUUCCACAAGUACGUUAUCUACAAGGUGCAGUGUAUUGCCGUGCUGCAGGUGGGCUCUAUCCAGGCAGGGAAUGCAUCUGAGUGUGGCCAGUGCUUUAGCCUCUCCUGGAUGCCAUCCAAGCCCCAUCACCACCUUGCGGCUGGCUUUUAUGAUGGCACUGUGGCUGUCUGGAACCUGCUCACCAAGUCCCUGCUGCAGUGUGUGCGCCAGCCCGAUGGCUCCCUCAAACUCUACCCUUUCCGGUGCUUUCUAGCCCAUGACCACGCGGUCCGGAGCAUUGAGUGGUGCAAGGCCGACAGCAACUUCCUGGUCACGGCAGGGAGCGACCGUAAGAUCAAGUUCUGGGACCUGCGGCGGCUCUACGAGCCCAUCAACAGCAUCAAGCGGUUCCUCAGCACUGAGGUGGCCUGGCUGCUGCCCUACAAUGGUGUCACUGUGGCUCAGGACAACUGCUACGCCUCUUACGGUCUCUGUGGGAUCCACUAUAUUGACGCCGGGUACUUGGGCUUCAAGGCUUAUUUUGUGGCCCCUCGCAAGGGAACCGUGUGGGGCCGUCCCCCCUCCCCAGUCCCUUCUUGGCUGCUUGUGCUGCUGCUGCUCUCCAACAAGUUUAUUGAUGGCUGCGGGCUCUGCCACCGCCCGCUGGACUCCUUGCACAAAGAGACAGACAGACGGACACUCCACGGGUGCAACAGACACGGACUUACAACGGUGGGAAUGGGUCAGGCCGAGGCAUGGCAGGAUCCGGCCCUGGCCUGGGCCAGGCGGCAGGGAGCAAGGCUAGGGAAGCCGGUGCUGAGGGCUGAGCUCUAG
Pygoscelis adeliae (Adelie penguin) is the source of this 1950-nucleotide messenger RNA. It is a transcript of the gene GTF3C2, whose product is annotated as general transcription factor IIIC, polypeptide 2, beta 110kDa. NCBI's taxonomy places the organism in Eukaryota, Metazoa, Chordata, Aves, Sphenisciformes, Spheniscidae. The transcript has 13 exons. The coding region runs from base 1 to 1950 and encodes 649 amino acids. Gene Ontology annotation, molecular function: protein binding. Gene Ontology annotation, cellular component: transcription factor TFIIIC complex. The record is from RefSeq and is a predicted model, not a curated record. Gene Ontology annotation, biological process: transcription by RNA polymerase III.